Bradysia coprophila is the source of this 6269-nucleotide messenger RNA. RefSeq lists its product as uncharacterized. The record is from RefSeq and is a predicted model, not a curated record. NCBI's taxonomy places the organism in Eukaryota, Metazoa, Arthropoda, Insecta, Diptera, Sciaridae. Gene Ontology annotation, molecular function: guanyl-nucleotide exchange factor activity. Gene Ontology annotation, biological process: actin cytoskeleton organization; positive regulation of stress fiber assembly.
GACUAAACCGUACAUCGAAGAAGGAUUUUUUUGUUUUGGGUGGUAAUUUCGGUUUGUCGGCAUUUGAAUCAUAAAAUUACUUUCAAUAUUAUUGUUUACAUUAUCGAAAUGAGAAAAAUAUUGUGUGUGUGCGUUUCGUUCUGGUGGAAAAAAAACGUACAGAAAUGUUGAUUAAUUCGUUUGUGUGUUUUUGUAGGAAUUGGAACAAAAAUAAUGUAACAAAAGUGGAAAAUAUGUAAUAUUGAAAGUGAAGUAUAAAUAAAUAAACAAAAUUUUAAAAUAAAUUGAAAACAAAAAACCGAAACGGCAACAUUUUUUUCGAAAACAAUUUUUUUUUCCCGAUAAGUUGAACAGUGAACGGUUUGGUGAAACAGGCUGAAGACGAGAGUAACAGAAUUUAUCUGGAAGAAAUUUUGGACAACAAAUAUGUUUUCAUUCUUUGUUGUUAAACUCAGUACAUAAAUAUUCAGGUCGACAAGGUGUUAGCGGUGGAAGAACACAUUGCAUCGGUAAUUACUGAAUUCCACUGAAGACACAUCAAUAGAGCAAGAUUGUUGUUUGGAAACAGCCAUAAUGUAAAAUGGAGCCAUCGUUAGCAGGUGGUCGUCGUAGUUGUCAUCAACAUCAAAAUCAACCGAAAUAUCGAGACAAAGGCAACGCAUACGGUAACAGUGCUGCAGCACUAUUUCUACAGUUUCCUCCACCGCCCAAUUAUCCACCUACGAACGACCGAAUAAGUUUCGAGGGGAAGGGCGAUAAAAAAAUGCACCGUUGUCCUAACGAUCUAGACAGAAUUGAAAUAUGUUUGGAGCCGGAACAAAUGCUUUCGUCGUCGCCAACAGCCGAGUCGUAUGACAGACGGGGUGUGGGUGGUCGUAAUGGGAUGGUAAAAUUUCACAACAACGUUGAGCUACAGAAAACCCGUCACCAUAAUAAUAUAUCUGCUACCAUGGAAAGAUUCGAGCCGUCAACGUCGUCAUACAGACGCAAGAAUCAGCACUACGAUCAAACGAACAGCCGUAAAUAUGACGGAUCGGUCGAAAUGGGUCACAACAUUCCACUUCUGGACAGAAUUACGGCCGGACCAUCGUACCGAACGCCGACACCUAAUUCCAUGCAUUCACUCACCAUGAAUCGACACCAUAACGGAGUCGGUGGAUCUCGUCACAUGUACACCACUCGCUAUGGAACCCAAGAAAAUAUCUAUGAAGACAUCGAAGCAGAACAUCGUUUCGGUAUGUUGAAUGGCGGCCAGUCAAUGAUUUCGCUGCCGCAAAGUGUAGUUGAGGAAGAAUUUCGUCGGGUAGAGAAUCGUCAUCGACGUGUAUUGGCCGAAUUAAAUUUAUCCACCGAAGCCAUGCUGAUGCCAUCUACACCGCCCAGCCAUAGUGCACCGGAAGAGGAACAAUAUGUGAAUUCUGAGCAUCUAACUGAGUUAUUGAAAUCUGUAGAAAUAGCCGAUGAAAUGUCAUCACCAGUGAGCGGUAGUGUGAUUGGCAACGGUGACAUUGACAGUGGAUUUAGUGGUAGUUCUAGUGGUGCUAGUUGUAUGGGAAGUAUUCGUUACCGUAACGGUUUAACGCUACCGGUGAAAUCUCCGUUACCAUCCAAAACGUGCAGUGUGUCUGUAUAUGCUGACAAUUGUCGUUCGAGUGGAGACGCCAGUUUCGUUACAUAUUCUUCGCGUUCGAAAUUAACGUUUCCUUGUGAUAGUUAUGAACAUGCGUUGCCAAUCGAAUCGCCUAAGAAUAAAGGCAGUUUUUGGAGCCGUAAGCGAUGGCGAAAGUUACCGGGAAUUUUAGGCAGUGGCACUCAAAAGACAUCAUCUGAAAAUGAUGAACACAAACUGAAUGCCGGUGUGUGGGAGGAUUUGCCUGCACCAAACGUAACCAAACUGAAUCAGCAACACCUUCAAAGCGAUCCUCGGCGAACCGAAUCACAGAAUCCGUUCAUUUCACUCGACCAACAGCACAACAAAAACAUCAACAACAACCACCUGGCCUCGAAGCACAAGAGUGUAACCAACAAAUAUUACAAUACGACACAGAACGGCAGAAGACUGGACCAUAAUUCAUCGACGCGUACAAACAGUUCCGAGGACAGUUACUGGUCGGAGCGUGCUACAUCCGACAAUGACAUAUCGUCAGAUGGCGAAGAUGAAAGCGAUCGCAGCGUAACAUCGGUCAAUUUCCGGAACAGUAAUCUUCGGAGCACGCUGAACAAAGCCAAACAUCAUUUGUCGUUCGAUAAAUGGCGCAACAGCAACAGCUCACAUUCGUCUACAUCAGGAAAUGUUUCGAUGCAAUCGCAAACGGAGGUAGCGUCACCGGGUGAAUCAUCUGGCGGUAGAUUAUCCAGAUGGUUCUCCAUACGACGCGGUUCGGCUCAUCAAUAUGAUCUCGGCAGUCAGGAUUGUCGCAUACCGGGAAAUGUGGAAAAAGAAAAUAAAUUGCUGGCACCGAAAGUGGGAUCGACUAACUGUACGGGCGGAAUUCAAAUGCCUCAAUUGACAGAGACUGAAGAAGAUGCGAACAUAUUUGGCCGUGACGUAGCAGCUGAACGAAGUAAUGGAACUGGAUCGCUAAUAGCGAUGCGCCGUAGUGGACCGUGUCUAAUUACCCCCACAUUGCCACCAACACCCGCAGGUUUGUCUCACCAACAACUUAAACGGCGACAUAUUGUUGCGGCUAUAAUUCAUAGUGAGAACUCCUACGUUGCCACACUACAGCGUCUAGUCAAUGAUUAUAAGAAACCCCUGGAAAACAGUAGCCCACCCAUCUUAAGUUGUUCGAAAAUUUCACAUUUGUUUCGCCGUUUACCCGAAAUUCUACAAUGCCAUACCCUAUUCCGUAUUGCUUUGGCCGAUUGUGUUCGUAAUUGGGAUCGUGACGAACAGCUGGGCGAUGUAUUUGUCGGUUCGUUCAGUAAACCGAUCGUAUUGGACAUCUACAGCAGCUUCAUAAAUAAUUUCUCAAGUGCAAUGGAAUUGGCCAAAAUGGAAGCAAAACGGAAAUCAGCUUUAGACGAUUUUUUUAAAGUCAAACAAAUCAGCGCCCAUGAUCGACUGUCAUUUUUUGGUUUGAUGGUGAAACCUGUACAGAGAUUUCCGCAAUUUAUUUUAUUUUUGCAAGAUUUAUUAAAAUACACACCACAAGACCAUCAUGAUCGUAUGUCGCUUCAAUUAGCCCUGACCCAACUCGAAUCUCUAGCCGAAAUGCUCAACGAAAGGAAACGUGAGGCUGAACAGUAUCAGGCGUUCAAAGAAAUGCUUGGUCACAUUAGCGGUACAUUUAACGCACGUUCACUGUCAUCAACUGGUAACAGGCACCGGUAUCUUUUGCGAGAGGAUAAUCUGACCCAGAUCGAGUUUAACCAUUCGGGCUUCAUUGUCAAAUCGAAGCCGCGGAGGUUACUUCUGCUAAACGAUAAGGUCAUAUGUGUUUCUGUGGCGCCGAGACAAUCCCAAGACUUUGGUGCCACGGAAAAGCUAACUUUCAAAUGGAUUUAUCCGGUUACAGAUGUCGAUAUUGUUGACAGCACUACCACAUCAACUUCACUGUCGAGGAUAUUAACAGCUGGUCUUAAUCGAGGUGGUAGCAUCAAGUCCAACAACAGUAAUACUGGUGCUUCCGAUAAUGCAGCGUCGAUAAAUGGUGCCGACAAUUUAUGCAGCGAAAUGAGUAAUUUAAUGCAUGACUACGAAGUGAUGUCUCGCAUCAGCGACCUUGUUAGCACACUGAAAUGUACCUACGAAGAUCUGACCGCGAGUACAGCCAAAAGACUGCUGACCUCUAUCCAAUCAUCGAUUCAGAAAAAAGACGAAGAAAUGGCAUGGGUCGAUUCCUGCUGUCUGCAGUUGGUAGCUCGGAAUAAAAGUGGCAAAGAGGAAACAUUCACAUUCCAGACGGAAAGUCCUUCCAUUAAGAAAGAAUGGAUCACCGAACUACGAUUGGCUCAAUUAGCGUUAGAUGUAAACAAUUCUCCGGCGUGGAUCAUUCCGGAACACGAACAAAGACCGUCCACCAAAAUGCCGUUGUUCGUUGAGGCUCAUGCCGUUACCAAAUCGAUUGCACACCAGCAGACCGAGGUACGAUGUGGCUGUUACUAUUCCACCAUUAGACAAGCAACUGGGCACCUACGAUCUCGCAGUCAAAAUUAUCUUUGGGUUUGUACAUCGAAUGGAACUAGCAGUCAUCUGACCAUUCUGUUGCAAAAUCAGCAACGGGCGGGUAAAUUGAAAGAAAUCGGGUCAUUUGACAUGGCGGACGCCAAAGUCACAUCGAUCGAAUACGUGAAAUGUGAAGUGGACGGGAAGCAUUUGAUUGACAAGGACACUGUUUGGAUUGGAACGGACAGCGGAGACUUAUUCAUCUACGAUGCCAAUAAUCCUGAGCAAGAGAAACGUCUAACGUCGUGCUCCACAUCGUCUGCAAUCAUUCAAAUACUUUACCACUUGGACAAUGUGUUUGUCGCGCUGUCAAACGGAAAUAUGAAGAUUUUUCGCAGAAAUUCGGACGAUUCUUCGAACGAGUGGAGUUUGAACACAUCACAAAAUGUGCUGCUCAUUGACUCAGCUCCGGUGUCUCAUAUAUUGCCAAUAAAUGAGAGUAUUUAUGCGGCGUGUGGUGCCAAGGUUUGGGUUAUAAAUGGCUUCUCUGGCUGUAUACAAAAGCAGUUUGAUGUACAUCACACUGAUGGCGAAUCUGACUUACCGGUCAAUUUAAUGGCACAUUCCGGCAUUGGGCUGUGGCUGUCGCUGAAGUCAUCGAACAUAAUCUGUCUUUAUCACACCGAAACGUUUAAACAUCUGCAGGACAUCAAUAUCGCUUCCAAUGUACUUAAGCUGACGUCGUCUCGUGGCAGCGUGAAACAGAAAUCGUCAAUUUUCGUGACCGCUCUGAUGGCAUGCAAAGGUUUAUUGUGGGUGGGAACAAACGUGGGAAUUUUUCUAACAAUUCCUUUACCUCGGCUGGAAGGCGUUCCCAUUAUCAGUGGAGGUGUCAGCAUUUCAUACCAUGCACAUUUCGGUCCUGUUACAUUUAUGCUACCGUUGGUUCUUAAGAAAUACUAUCGUCCAUCUGCAUCCGACACACCAAUGCCGACCGCAAUGACAGACGAGAAUGAUUCGACGGAAAUGAAAAAGGACUCCGAAGCUGAACCAACCACAAGGAAACAAAACUCACUGGACCUGACAUCAAAAAUUCGUUCGCAACUAGACAAUAGUCCGGUUAUGUUACGACGCCGUCGCUUUAAGGAAUCCAACGAUAAUUGUCGCCUUUCGAAAACGCUACCCCGAGGAAUCGGACUGUUGUCGACUCAUUCGAGCGCAUCCCAAAAUUCGGAAGAAAGUGCGUGUGAUGUGUAUGGUCUGUACGGUGAUCUGAUCUAUGUGAAGGAAAGCUACGAGUCCCACCGAGACACUGAGAAUUUAAUGAGUCCAACUUACGAGAAUUUGCGACGGAGCGAUCCCGAAUUAGCAGCUAUCCCAGCCAAAGUUAGUACACUAGACAGACGAUUACGAAUGAAAGUAAGUCGACCGCGAUCAUUGGAUCUGUCCAACUGGUCUGUGGAAUCAAAAUCAUCCAGCAUGUACACAUCGUCCGGUAGUGAGGAAAGUAUGGGAUUUCGACUGGGAUUAUAUGGCGGCAAGAGUGUGUCUCGAAAUGGUAGCAAUGCUAGUCAUAAAACGGAUCUGGUGAAUAUCAACGAACCUGAACCGAUAGCUACAAACGGGAACGGUGCUGUUUCAACGGAAGCAACUCAUUCGACGGAGCGAUCCGAGAAUUUGGCUUUUUUGAAGACAUCAACGAUCAAAAAGAAGAAGAAAGGCGGGUUUAAUGAGAAGGCAAUUACUGAAAAUAGUUCCAGACAAACGGUGAUCAUGCUGACUGGUGGACGAGGUUACAUUAAUUGGAGACCGAUAUGCGGUAACAGCUUAGACAAAUCGAAAUCGAACAGUUCGCGAAUGGUGACCAAAGUACCCAAUUCGAAUGAUGCUCAUUUUAUAAUCUGGGAGAAAAAGGUUUAACGGUGUGAACGCAUCUUCAUACCGUUACUGCAGCACUUGAUUUUAUUAAAUAAUUAUUUAGAUAGAAACGUAGCAUAAUGUUAUGCAGAAACAACCAUGCCAAUAAAGAGUAAAAUUAAAUUUGUAAUUUAGAUAGAAUCUAUCUGCCUAAAGUCGAUGUUUAAAGCGCUUUAAUUUAAUUAUUGUUGUAUACAAGCCUGGCAUUGAACUAAAUUAAACGAAAUGUGAAUCCAUAUUAAAA